CACCCCCCUCUCCUCUCCCCACCACCAACGUUUCAGGGUUCCAAGCAACACAAUGCCCGCCGCUAUCCCCCCCAUCACUGGCAUGCUCCGCCGUGGUCUCGUCCUGGACCUGAGCACCGCUUUCGGUUUCGGUACCACCUUCGGCUACCUCUGGUGGUACGGCUUCCACCUUCCCCGUGUCCGUGAGCGCGACACCUACUACGCCCGCCUCGAGGCUGAGCGUGCCGCCCAGCGCGGUUAAAUCGGUCGCUAAUCGCAUCCGGUCAUCUCCUUCCCGCCCUUUCGGCGUCAGUCCUUUUCUUUGUCAAAG
Molecule: messenger RNA, 310 nt
Organism: Penicillium nucicola
Lineage: Eukaryota; Fungi; Ascomycota; Eurotiomycetes; Eurotiales; Aspergillaceae
Product: cytochrome c oxidase subunit VIIa
Exons: 5
Coding region: 53-241 (62 amino acids)
Biological process (GO): mitochondrial electron transport, cytochrome c to oxygen
Source: RefSeq, a predicted model, not a curated record